Molecule: messenger RNA, 2600 nt
Organism: Somion occarium
Lineage: Eukaryota; Fungi; Basidiomycota; Agaricomycetes; Polyporales; Cerrenaceae
Source: the annotation of a GenBank genome assembly
AGUUACCAUCACUGUCCACAAAAGGUCAGGCACCGGCUGACUCAGCGGCGCCUUCUAUCCUCCUGCCUCUUUUGGAUGGAGAACAAUGGGCUUUCUCCUCCUUCACUUCGAGUUAGAACUUCAACCCGUCGGCAUCUUUACGUUGAGAAGUUGAUGUUUUGACUCUUAUUGAAUCGGCACCCUAAGUAUGUGUUCUCCGUUGACAUUGUAGACCUGCCAACCGCGCGUCUAAUCCGUAUUGUCAUUAACAUUGGAGCUUCCAAUCCGAUAACACCUUUGCUUCAUGCGCUUUUCGUUUUCCAGCUACUGAAUCUGAACUGCUUGUGCUAUUUGUGUCGUGUUACAAUUCCUGAACGCUUUUUCGAUUGAUCCAUUCGAAUUAAUCCGUCAUUCAGACGUAUUCGUGUGAGAUAAACUUACGUUGUUUUACAUUCACAGCAUAAAGGAUGGACGCAUAUUUCCACGAGAGAAACUCACUAAUCGAUCAGGACCUUGCUUUGCGAAGAGAUCGUGUCAAGGUCAAGACAUCGACACCAUCCGAACUCCUCGCUGAUGGCAUCGUACGAGGUGUGCGAGCGAAAGAAGCGUAUUCUGUCUGGCAUCCCGGUGGCGAGCCGGCUUAUUAUGGUGACGAUAAUACACCUCAUAUCUUCCCUGGGAUGGAGUUCUUGACUGGUGAGGAACUUUUGUUCUAUUUCGAGAGACAUCAUCUUGAAGACAAAAUUAUUUAAUAUUCUGCUCAAGAUGCCGAAAGGUGCUUUACUUCAUGCGCAUCUGGAUGCGACUGUCAAUGCGAGAACGCUUCUCAAGCUUGCUCUUGGACAUCCAAACCUACAUGUCCGCACGUCUCGCAACCUCUCCUUUACCAACUUAACGUCGACAAUACCGGAAUUUAGGCCGUUUGUCACGUCGCCAUCCUCGUCUUUCGGCCUGACAGACGAGAACUAUGCACCUGGAGAGUGGGUUUCAAUUCACAGAGCUCGAGAGUCGUUCCAUGAGCGCCUUGGAGGACCUGCCGGCUUCGACAAAUGGUUCAUUGAUUCUCUCAUGAUCAACCCGUCCGAGGCAUACGAGAAAUACAACACUACCAGCAAGAUCUGGCGAAAGUUUCGCAGUACCUUUGAAGUAUCAUCUGUACGUCUCCACUUAAGCCCAGUGCAUAUCCAACUUUAUAACCUCGAAGUUGCCCAGGAAUUGAUACGAUAUGCACCCAUAUUCCGUGGUUACCUUCACGAGUUUCUCAAGUCUUCAGUAGAAGAUGGAAUCUCGUAUAUCGAAGCUCGUAUCAACUUCCAUUAUAAAUUCAUGUUUGGUCAAGAUGGGCUGGAGAAUAUUCCCCAUCGAGAAUGGCUUGUAGCUCUCAAACAAGUAGUCGAAGAGUUUCGUCGCUCCUUAAAGGAACAGAGCCGUGAAGAUGAGUUCAUUGGAAUCAAGAUCAUCUACACCACCCUUCGUCACGCCCCUCCCGAAGAACUUGAGUGGUAUAUUGAAGACUGCAUUCAGUUGAAACAAGAAUUUCCGGAUCUCAUCGUAGGUUUCGAUCUGGUCGGCCAUGAAGACACCCUGAAGCCUCUCAUCGACUACAUCGACCCAUUAACACGCUUCAAGGAACGACAAAAUGAACUUGGGAUAGACAUCCCAUUUGUAUUUCACGCAGGCGAGACUACGGGAGACGGCACUAAAGCGGAUAUGAAUCUCUACGAUGCUAUUUUACUGGGGACGAAGCGCAUCGGACACGGCUUUUCGUUGUACAAACACCCGAAGCUGAUGAGUAUUUGUAGGGAAAGAGGUAUUGCUAUUGAAGCUUGUCCGAUCUCGAACGAAAUUCUGAGGUUGACGUCGUCGAUGCCCAUGCACCCGCUCCCAGCUCUUCUCAAUCAAGGAGUUCCCAUCGCAUUAUGUUCUGACGAUCCAGCAGUAUUCGGGAACAUGGGACUAACAUUCGAUUACUUCCAGGUCCUGGUUGCUAGCGAAACGACAGGCCUACUGACGUUAGGUCAGAUAGCUCGCGACAGUAUCCAAUAUUCUUUACUGCAAUCGGCGGAAAAGGAACGUGCAUUAGAACUGUGGGAGCGCAGGUGGUCGAAGUUCAUCGAGACUAUUGUUCAUGGUCAUCACAAUCAGGAUGCUCUGCGUAAUUGACAAUAAUCGUGCAGGGUCAAUGCCUAUGAUACCACAUGUAUUUGUUAUACCUUCCAUACCACACCAGUUUUGACAAAAUAUAGGACAGAUUUUGAGCUCGCAUAAUAAAUAGUAUAUCAGGGUAUGAGAGACGUCGACACGAAAACAGACAGAACACAACAGCAGCAGCAACAGCCCAAUGCAUAAGCAUAAUUGCCAGUCGGCAUAUCAGAGUACAACCGAGGAGGUGAGGAAAACGCGCAAGAGAACGAAGACUAGCAAUCGGACUUGAAGCCGGGUCAAAAACCCUGCUCAUUAGCGACUACUGUGUCGAUGAAAUCACAGCGAGACCAUAAAGCAAAUAACAGGAGAAAGCAUACACAGGGAAAAACCGACACGAUAAGAAACCCUGAAACAAAUCUCGGGUUUUGCUAGUUGGAGGAAGACCGCAGCUGCUUCUGCUUUUCCGCUUCCAACCG